AUGCACUCAUCCUUUGAGUUGAUAAUGCAUUUAAUACAAAAAGAUUUUUGUUAUUCAGAUGGGUGGUUAACUGGCUUUAAAAAUCAUCAUAGUUUAUACCAGUUCAAGAAGCAAGGUGAAGUUAUAAGUGCAUCUUCUACUAAAUCAAUAGAAAAUGACCGCUUUGCUUUACAGCAGCUUCUUGAAUCUUAUAGUUCAGAGAAUAUUUGA
Messenger RNA from Funneliformis mosseae, 210 nucleotides. NCBI's taxonomy places the organism in Eukaryota, Fungi, Glomeromycota, Glomeromycetes, Glomerales, Glomeraceae. The record is from the annotation of a GenBank genome assembly.